Molecule: messenger RNA, 5634 nt
Organism: Salvelinus fontinalis (brook trout)
Lineage: Eukaryota; Metazoa; Chordata; Actinopteri; Salmoniformes; Salmonidae
Product: uroplakin-3b-like
Exons: 6
Coding region: 105-860 (251 amino acids)
Source: RefSeq, a predicted model, not a curated record
GAAGGCACGGUAAUUUACUGGAAAAUAUAUUUUGUCGCGCGAAAUACUAAUAGUAGAAACAUCGGGGGCACAUUUUUGACAGUAUCAACCCCAAAAUAUCUGCGAUGUCUUGGACGUACAUGUUAUCAUAUACAUCUUUCUUCAGUGCAUUUUUGUUCGGAGUCCGACCGCAAAUUGUGUCUCUGGAUCAUAUUCCUGAGAUUCUCCCCUAUGAGGCGAGUGGCAGGGUAACCAGCACUACCAUUGUGCUGGGCCAGCCUCUGUGCUACUUCAACACACUGACCCAGCUCAAAUGCAGUCAAAGCACCUGUCAAGUAUGGGCUGCCAUCGCCUCUGGACCAGGCAUCAACAACUUUGACAUUGACAAGCUGGUAGCAGUACAGAUCGUCAGUGCCUCUCCAUACCCUAUUGCCUUCAGCAGCCAGACUGAUAGAAUGUACUUUGUAACCAAAUUGGGUCGCCCUAAGGACUUCCCCUGUGGCCAGUUGCCUGGCAUCAAGUACUUCAGAGUAGGUGCGGAGGGCAACUGCACCAACACCAACUGCAAUGGGAUCCUACCUCCGGGUUCCACUGUCAGGGUGAAGUACAUCCUCAUUGAUCCAGUGUCCAGAGGAGUGGUCUCAGAGUCUAAAUGGUCAUAUCCCAUUUCUCUAACAUCAACGAGGUCCUGGUCCUCCAUAGAUGAGUGGAUAGGGAAGCACUCUGGGGGAAUGGUGGUCAUCACAGUCAUCUCUUCCUGUCUGCUGGCUGUCCUGCUACUGCUGCUGGGAGCUGUGCUGCUACUGGACGGUUUGGGAUCAUUCCGUGGAGGCCAUGACAUCACCACUGGACCUGGGAUACUGGGACAAUACUCAUACUAACUUCCUCCACUCUCAGACCAGUACAGCACUCCUCAAGACAUUUCUGUGACCAUUGAUGUGGACACUUCACUGUGCAUCUAGCAGAGACCUAGGAUGGAAAUAUGCAUAUGGUUAAACCUUAUGUUAAUGUUCUGAUGUCAUUUCUACAUGAACAUUGCCUUGCAAAAGUAUUCAGACCCCUUGGAUUCCUUCACAUAACUUUUGUGUUACAAAGUGGGAGUAAAAUAGAUGUAAUUGUCAUUUUUUGUCAACAAUCUACACAAAAUACUCUAAAGUCCAAGUUGAAGAAAAAUGCAAGCAUUUUUUAAUCAAAUAUAGAUAGACGUUGCAUCAGUAUUCACCUCCCUGAGUCCAUACACAUUAGAAACACCUUUGACAGUGAUAACAGCUGUGAGUCUUCUUGGGUAAGUCUCUAAGAGCUUUGCACACCUGGAAUGUGCAAUAUUUGCAUAUUAUUAUUUUCAAAAUUGUUCAAGCUCUUUCAGAAUAAUGGUUAAACAGCAAUUUUCUUUCCAUAGUAUUUCAAGCAGAUUUAAGUCAAAACUGUAACUUGGCCACUUAGGAACAUUCACUGACUUCUUAGUAAGCAACUCCAGUGUAGAUUUGGCUUUGUGUUGUAGUUUAUUGUCCUGCUGAAAGGUGAAAUCCUCUCACAGUGUCUGGUGUAAAGCAAACUGAAGUAGGUUUUGCUCUAGGAUUUUACCUGUGCUUAGCUCCAUCCCGUUUCAUUUUAUCCUGAGAAACUCCCCAAUAUUUGCCGAUGCAACCACCACCAUGCUUGAAAAUAAGGAGGCUGUUACUCAGUGAUGUGUUGCAUUUAGACCAGAAAGUGUAUUCCUUUACCAGGGUAUUUUUUUUUCAAAAUUACUUUAAUGCUUUGUUGUAUACAAUAUGCAUGUUUUGGAAUUUUUUGUAUAUUUGUGUUCUUUUCACGCUGUCAUUUACAUCAUUAUUGUGGAGUCACUACAAUGUUGUUGAUCCAUCCUCAGUUCUCUCCCAUCAGAGCCAUUGAACUCUGUGGCUGUUUUAAAAUCACCAAUGGCCUCAUUGUAACAUCCCUGAGCAAUUUCAUUCCUGUCCUACAGUUCAGUUCAGAAGGACUGUAUCUUAGAGGUGUCUGGGUGGUUUAAUAUAUAAUGCACAUAAUUAAUAACUAGACCAUGCUUAAAGAGAUAUUCAAUGACUGAUUAGUCAUUGUUACCCAUCUACCACUGCUCUUUUCACUGCUCUUUUGUAUGAGGCUUUCGAAAAGCUCUCUGGUCUUUAAUAGUUUAAUCUGUGCUCAAUCUGUAGUUUAGUCUGUGCUUGAAAUUCAAUACUUGACCGAGGGACCUUACAGAUGUUCUAUGUAUGGGGGACAGAGGAAGGGUUAGUCAUUUAAAAAUCAUGUCAACCCCAUAUUAUUUCACACAGUGAGUCCAGGUAACUUUUUAUGUCAUUUGUUAUGCCAAAUAUUACUCCUGAUCUAAUUUAGGCUUGUCUAAACAAAGGGUUGAAUACUAAUGCGAAAACUAUAUUUUUGUUAUUUAAUUAAAACAAAUAAUAAUCUUCCACUUUGACAUUAAGGAAUAUUUUGUGUAUAUUAUUGACCGAAAAUGACGAUUCAUUUUAAUCCCACUUUGUAACACUAUAAAAUGUGAAGAGAUCCAUGGGGUUUGAAUACUUUUGCAAAGUACUUUUGUAAUGCAAACUGCUACAAUACUUAAUCGAAUGUCUAUGGGAACCAUAAUUAAUCAAGCCUUUCUCUCUCCCUAUCUAUCUGACAUCACAAUCUUAAACCUUUCUUGGACUGCAACAGAUUAUUUAAAAGAUGUUUGUAUAUGUCUAAAUGUUUGAAUCUAUUUGUAGUACAUAUCUAUUUUUGUUAUAUAUAUACUGAACAAAAAUAUAAAUGCAAUAUGCAACAAUUUCACUGAGUUAGUUCAUUUAAGGAAAUCAGUAAACUGAAAAAUUCAUUAGGCCCUCAUUUAUGAAUUUCACAUGACUAGGCAGGGGUGCAGGGAAAAGGCCCCACCCCCUUAGGAGCCAGGCACUGCCAAUCAGAGUGAGUUUUUCCCUACAAAGGGCUUCAUUACAGACAUAAAUAAAUACAUUAAAUUCUCUGGCAACAGUUCUGGUGGACAUUUCUGCAGUCAGAAUGGCAAUUGCAUGCUCUCUCAACUUGAGACAUCUGUGGCAUUGUGUUGUGUGACACAACUGCAUAUUUUAGAGUUACGUUUUAUUGUCCCCAGCACAAGAUGCACCUGUGUAAUGAUCAUGCUAUUUAAUCAGCUUUUUGACAUGUGUCGUGGUAAUUUCCUGUAUUACUAAAUGAGGAGAGUUUACAAACCACACACAAGUCAGAGUUAUAUUUUAAAGUCCAUCUUUAAUUAUAUGAUCUUCACCAUAACCCUUUGACUCUCAGAUCAAUUCAUUGUCUAUAAAUGAAUUCUCUGAGAGUCCUUACAAAAGAAUACUUAGUAUCUUUUAUAGCCAAGAUACACCCCUCUCAACUCACAUGAUGAACCACAGAUCUUAGGAACUUCACAAAGGGCCUUUUACUUGAGAGAGGAGUAUCCCAUAGCCAGAUAGCAGUAGCUAUAAAUUAUCGUUCAGUUUGGUCUCUUAGACGAGGUUCUACUUCUCGUUCUUGGUACUUCAUAGUACCAAAACAUUACCUCAUCCAAUGGCAUAUAUCAAUUGUCAAUUCUAGAUACUCCCAUCUCAAAUACACCCCUUCCUGGACAAGCUCACGGAGGGGAGUGAGCCUCUAGGUCAUAUACUAGGUCAAGAGAAGGGCAACAUCAGAGGGGACAUACAAUAGUUACAGACACAUUCACAUAUGAAGACAAUGUUCAAACCUGACUUCUCCCUUUCUGAUAUUCUGCAUAUUACCAGACAUGUAAAAGACAAGCCUGACCUUUCCCCUCUCUGGGUCCCAAGUGACUUUUCCCUAGAGAAGAAAGGAAAAUGCAACUGCCAACAGUAUAGUCCAAAAGAAGACAUUCUAAUGACAAGUAUAAAAUAAAUAAAACAUCUUAUUUAUCUAUGUUACCUAACUAAUUCUGAUUCAGCUACGACACAUGCCACAACUGGCAGGUGGAUGAAUUAUCUUGGCAAAAGAAAAAUGCUCACUAACAUGGAUGUAAACACAUUUGUGCACAAAGUUUGAGAGAAAUUACCUUUUUGUGAAUAUGGAACAUUUCUGGGGACUUUUAUUUCAGUUCAUGAAACAUGGGACCAACACUUUACAUGUUGCGUUUAUAUUUUUGUUCAGUGUUUUUGGAAAAAUAUUUAUCGUGAAUGUUUUAAUAUAUUGUUGGCUUUUGUACUUUCAUAUGAUAUGAUGUUGAAUGAUUAAGUGGUGAAUAGCCUGCUAUGAAUUUACCACCAAUGUCAUAUCUGUCUAAACUGCCUCCCGAGUGGCGCAGCGGUCUAAGGCACUGCAUCGCAGUGCUAGAGGCAUCACUACAGAUCCAGGCGGCGACUGGGAGACCCAUGAGGCAGCGCACAAUUGGCCACAAUUGGCCCAGCGUCGUCCGAGUUAGGGGAGGGUUUGGCCGACCCGGAUGUCCUUGUCCCAUCGUGCUCUAGUGACUCCUGUGGCGGGCUGUGCGCAUGCACACUGACACGGUAAGCAGUUGGACAGUGUUUCCUCCGACACAUUGGGGCGACUGGCUUCCGGGUUAAGUGAGCAGUGUGUCAAGAAGCAGUGCGGCUUGGCAGGGUCGUGCUUCGGGAGGACGCAUGGCUCUCGACCUUCGCCUUUCCCGAGUCCAUACGGGAGUUGCAGCGAUGGGACAAGACUGUAUCUACCAAUUUUGGGGUAAAAAGUAAAAUAAAUUAAAUAAUAAUAUCGGUCUGAUCUAAGGGUAAGCUUUUCACCCACAGUAAGCACAUGGAUUUUAUAUUAUCUAAUCUACCUAUAAAACAGAUGGGUUCCAGCAGAGCUAUAAUGCCUAGUGAAAGUCUACACGGUGCUUGCACAGUUGUCACAUUUCACGGCCUUAAAAAAAAUGAAUUAAUUAAAAAUAAAAUUGAUUGUCAAUGUCUUCACAAACCAGAGUUAUGCUGUGGUCAUAACAAGUGGGAGACUUGUUAUAAACUGGGAGCAAUGUCAGUGUGCAUUCACGUGCUUUGAACUUGCUGAGCAAGCUUACUGGCUGAAGGCAAACAAGCUGGGUCAAGCAUAAACUAAAAGUAAAACUAUCAUGCCCGUAUCAAAUUAUUGUGUUCAAAAACCAUAUGAAUUGAUAGAUGCAAUAACAAAACAUGAAUUUUAAAAAUCUAACUGUUAUCAAGGUAAUUUCCUUAGUAGGCGAAGUCAGAGUUCAUCAUGUGGGAGCUCAGAAAUGAUAGACUAGUUUCCCACUAGUAAUUACGAGUUGGAGGGGUGUUCAUUGACUCUACGUUAUGAACGCAGCAUAAAUAUCCUCUGGAACCCUCUUCCCAAAAGGUCCGAAGCUUCUGUGCAUGUGUGAGAUUCUCUACUUUAUGCACAGAUUUGAAUAAGAUUCUACCUACUUUGCAUAACUGUUGGGUCAACAUACAGUAUAUCAUCAAUCUUUUAUUGUUAUGUACUUUACCCCCUUUUUUCUCCCCAAUUUCGUGAUAUCCAAUUGCCUCAAGCACUGCGCCUCUCGGGUGGCAUAUCCAUUGUUUUUGUUUUUGUCUCAAGCUCAGUGGUUGGGAGUCAUUGAUGUACCGAAAUAUUCUAAACUUCUUUCUGAUUUUCAAAGAGAUUUAAAUCAGGACUGAGUCUGCACCACUCAGGAACACUCAACAGCACUUGGAA